Molecule: messenger RNA, 3825 nt
Organism: Entelurus aequoreus (snake pipefish)
Lineage: Eukaryota; Metazoa; Chordata; Actinopteri; Syngnathiformes; Syngnathidae
Gene: corin
Product: corin, serine peptidase
Exons: 23
Coding region: 51-3275 (1074 amino acids)
Biological process (GO): proteolysis; acrosome reaction
Cellular component (GO): membrane
Molecular function (GO): protein binding; serine-type endopeptidase activity
Source: RefSeq, a predicted model, not a curated record
UGUGCGAGGGUGGGCAGACAGAAGGAUGGUCACACGCUCAGCGGCGGGUCAUGUGGUCACAGUGGUCGUGCCCGUGUGUCACCUUCAUCGCGGGAACUAACACUGCGUCUGAGAGCGGGAUGGGCGAGGAGGCGUGUCCUCACAAGACACCGUCCUCCGGUCCUCUGAGACCUUUCGUCUACGUUCUACUUCCCGUCCUCAGCCUACUGGGCGGCGUGAUGCUCGUGCUCGCCCUCACCGGUGUGAUUGGCAGUCGUGUCUCAGAUUCUAGCCGCCUCCCAUCUCCGGCGCUCGUCGCUGACAGGGACCCAUGUUACCAUGGCAACAGCACAAGCCCCUUCCUCUCUCAACUUGGCAAUUCAACAGGCUCCCCCCACGACCUCGCUGACAUCACGCCCAUGACCGCCGGCGUCGCCACAGCGCCCUCAUCCGAUGCCCCUCCCACUCAGUCGACCACAGUGGCCCCUGAUUGGUUAACCUCUGUCACCAUGUUGAGCCACAACUGGCUGACGUCGACACCUGACACAGGUGGUUGUCAACUGGUGGUAGAGCCUCAGUGUCACAUGUUGCCCUACAAUCAAACAUGGCUGUCCUCCGCCGCCGCCGUGGUAAAGAGCUCAGAGGUGGACAUGUUGCUAAGGUUCUUCAACUACCUGAGCAGACUGUCUUGCUAUAAACACAUCAUGUUGUUUGGCUGCUCACUGGCCCUGCCUCAGUGUUUCCAUAACGACAGCACACAUCACAGGGGAGUGGUGCUGCCGUGCGCCUCGUUUUGCGAGGCGGCCAGAGAAGGCUGCGAGCCUGUCCUCCAAAUGUUCAACGCCUCCUGGCCCGAGUUCCUGCGCUGCUCGCAGUUCAGCAACGCCGCUCUGACCACAGCAAGCCCUGCGCCCCCCGCCUGCUACACACCUAGACAGGCUGUCGGCAAAGCCGCUGCAUGCGGCGGGGAGGACGACUUCCUGUGCGCGACGGGCAUUUGUGUGCCCCAGAAACUGGUGUGUAACGGCUACAACGACUGUGACGACUGGAGCGACGAGACACACUGCGUCUGUUCAGAUGCACAGUUUCAGUGCCUGACAGGCCGCUGCCUGACGCCUCUUCUGUUGUGUGACGGUUAUGACGACUGCGGCGACCUCAGCGACGAACUCAACUGUGUGUGCGACGUGUCACGGGAACAUCGCUGUGGCGACGGCCGCUGCGUGUCCAAGGAUUGGCUGUGCGACGGCGACCACGAUUGUCUCGACAAGAGCGAUGAACUCAACUGCUCGUGUCGCAGUCAGGGUCUUUGGGAGUGCAGGAAUAGUCAGUGCGUUCCUUCUGCCUUCCGCUGCGAUGGUGAGGAUGACUGCAAAGACGGCAGCGAUGAAGAGCACUGUAGCCGAGACCAGAGUGAGACAUCAAAUUGUCUUCCUCCGUCAACACGUCUGUCUCACUUCUUGACGUGUGUUGCAGGUCAGACAUCGUCCACUUCCUGUGAGGACAACAACAACUGCACCGGCUGUGAGCCAAUCAGCUUGGAGCUGUGCAUGAACCUGCCCUACAACCUGACCCGCUUCCCAAACUUCCUGGGUCACGUGUCCCAGAGAGAGAGCGCUGUGUCCUGGGAGUCUUCGCUGUUCCCCGCCCUGGUCCAGACGGGCUGCUACCAGUAUCUCAUGUUCUACGCGUGCACGUUGCUCGUGCCCAAAUGCAACCCGCUCAGCCGGCAGAGGGUUCCGCCCUGCAGGUCUCUGUGUCGCAAGUCGAAGGAGAAAUGCGAGUCGGUGCUCGGCAUCGUGGGACUUCAGUGGCCCGACGACUCAGACUGCACUCAGUUUCCCGAAGAAGGCGGAGACUUGGCGUGUCUGCUGCCCGAGGCCGGCGUGGACGAGUGCUCCCCCAGUCAUUUCAAGUGUCGCUCCGGUCGUUGUGUCCUAGCCAACAAACGCUGCGACGGCCUUGCUGACUGCGACGACCACAGUGACGAAGACCACUGCGGCUGCUCGGAGCGCGCACUGUGGGAGUGUCCCGGCAGCGCCACGUGCAUUAAGACCAGCAUGAUCUGCGACGGCUUCCCAGACUGCCCCCUGAUGGCUGAUGAGGCCAACUGCUCGGCGUGCAGCGAUAACGAGUUGGCGUGCAACAAUCACGAGUGCGUGCACAGAACGUUGUGGUGCGAUGGAAAGAAGCACUGCACCGACGCCUCGGACGAGUGGAACUGUGUAUCUCUGAGCGAGUCGUCAGGUUCUGUUGUGACUGUGCUGAGGACAGCGGCCCACUAUCACGUGUGUGCCGACGAGUGGGACCCGCAGCUCAGCAAACUGACCUGUGACCAGCUGGGACAAGGGGUUCCUGCCUCCAUUUCCAUGCUACCCGAACAGGUGGGUCCUCUGGGCCGUCGCCGUUGGUUACACGUUCAUCCCGAGUGGAAGGAGAAGAAAGGCUUGGCUCUGCAGGCGCGACUAGAGAAGAGAAGUCACUCGUGUCAUUCCGGAAGGAGAGUCUCGCUGGUCUGCGUCAGAGACGAGUGUGGCCUGCGCCCGACCAUGCUUCCUCGCAGGCAGAAGAGGAUCCUGGGAGGCCGCGUGUCCCGGCAGGGGGCGUGGCCUUGGCAGUGCUCACUGCAGAGCGGCCAGAGCGGUCACGUUUGCGGCUGUGUCCUCAUCGGCGGGAAGUGGGCCUUGACGGUGGCGCACUGCUUUGAGGGUAGGGAGAAGGCCCAUCUGUGGAAUGUGGUCCUGGGUAUUAACAACUUGGACCAUCCGGGCAUGCACAGCCAGAGCCGCGGCGUGCGCGCCAUCACAGUUCACCCGCGCUACAACCGCGCCGUGGUGGACUACGACAUCAGCGUGGUAGAGUUGGACGCGGAGGUGGAGGAGACGGCGUGGGUCCGGCCCGUGUGUCUGCCUCGUCCUGGCCAGAUUCCCGCUACGGAUUCCUACUGUUACAUCACAGGCUGGGGUCAUAUGGGCAACAGGAUGCCCUUCAAACUGCAGGAGGGACAAGUUCGCAUCAUCGCCGUCUCACAGUGCCAGUCCUACUUUGACAUGAAGACCAUAACUCCCAGGAUGCUUUGUGCCGGUUAUGAGGCCGGGACCGUCGACUCAUGCAUGGGGGACAGCGGCGGUCCUCUGGUGUGCGAAGAGGAGGCGGGCCACUGGACGCUCUUUGGCCUGACAUCGUGGGGCAGUGUGUGCUUCAGUAAAGUUCUUGGACCAGGAGUGUACAGCAAUGUGAGCCACUUCACGCCCUGGAUCCAGCAACAGAUCUUCAUGCGCACUUACCUGUCCGACUGACAUGUCUCUGCUAGGCGGUAGGAGGUUAUGUGAAAAAGCACACGCAGACGUCCUCUACACGGCCCUUUAUCCAAACUGUUAGCCUCUUCAUGCUAGCGUCACCUAGCUACACUUUGAUGAGGAUUGUGAUGUUCUUUCUGAGAUGAAUCAUCAACAUCAUCCGUGUUCUCCUGGUGCAGCUAAACUAGCUUAGCGCUGACUGCGUGUUAUUUGCCAAAGUAAGAGUAGACGACGUUACAGCUCAUGCUAACACGCCAAUGUUAGUGUUGACUGAUUGAAUGUUUUUUUAAUCUUUUCCUUGAUUGUUGUUUGUCCAUUCCUUCACAUCUACAACAUUCCCAGUGGUCAGUGUUUGGAAUCUUUGUUUUACCAAAAGUAUUUUUGUAUAACUUGUUUGGCGUUGCGCGUUUAAUAGACACAAACACACACAAAAAAACGUGUGUGUUCUGACGGCAUUCUUUUUGAUGUCACCUCCUGGUUUGUUAUCUUAAAGAUUAAUAAUGUAAAACAAAUCAACUGGAAUGUUUUGGCACAACAAUAAAACUAUACA